UCAGCUGUAAUAUACGAGCACGGCCUAGGUUAGAUUAUCGGUCUUGCUUCGAUAAUCGAAUGAUUUGAAUGCUCGGUGUAGUUGUGUGUUUUGGUAUUUUCUCGUAGCACAACGUUUUUGAAAAUAGGCGACUAAUCGCGCGACGAGGAUGGAGUCGAACGAGAUUGAAAUCUUGAAAUCGGGGACGAGUAUGCGAAGUGACAAGAACGCCGUCAUUGAUUACGACGAAGACAGAUUACACGAGAUGACAGCGUCUUAUUCUGAGAUAUCGUUUGAUUCGCAAUCCUCGCCACCCAUCUCCGAAUUGAGAUCACUCAUUGAUUCUCCAGAUAUUGACAGCGGAAAAUUUCUAGAUGAUAGUUUAGAUAAAAUAGGAGGAGCCGGUCAUAGGCCGGAUCAGUUAAAUCUGAGAAGUAGGGGCGGCAGUCCAACAGAAGACGACGAUCUUGACCCACCGAGUUAUCAUAAAGCUAUAGGUUACCUACAGUUGGAGGGAAGAGUAAUGCAAGAUGGAGAUAUGGUAUUGUUUGUAACGGAAGAUUUGGAGAACAAGAUCAAAUUGUCGAGUCCUGUGACUAAAAAAGGAGACACUCCAUCAUUUCCGGGAUCACGAAGCUCAACCCCAUGCUUGUAUAGACAGGCCUUAACUCCGCAAUUACCACCUCUUGAUCAUAAUGUAUUAAACGAAUUAGAGAUGGAAGCUAGAAAAGUUGCAACCUCCGUGGACGCGUUGACCGAAAAUUUAGCCGCGAUUCUACAAAACGCUUCGGCUCUCACAGUCGGCUGUUUAGAAACAUACAGAGAUGCAGUGUGUAAGACUUGUGACGCUGUGGAUCAUAAUAUAAAGUCAAUGUAUCAAUUAAUGGCUAAGUGUGAAGAACUGUCCAAAUCGAUAGGACCAAUUUAUAAGUUAGCAGAGCAGAUCAAAGAGAUGAAAAGGAUGCUGGAGCUGUUUGAGAGCGCGAUGAAUCUAUAAGCAAUAGGAGGAGAAAGAUGUUACAUAUUUAUCAAGACACUAUUGUGAGCUUUAAGAUUCAUGAUGAAAUGCAAUUGCACUAUGUUAAAUUUACAGUAUGCUGUGAAAAAUAUGUUGAUGUAUCAUACGACAAGCAGGAUUAUAUCUGCUGUACAAGUCUUUUUGGAAAUGUGUGUAUGUGAGAACACACCUGCGUGUUGUGUGCGUGUGC
This is a messenger RNA of Mycetomoellerius zeteki, 1187 nucleotides long. It is a transcript of the gene BORCS6, whose product is annotated as Bprotein-1 related complex subunit 6. Lineage: Eukaryota; Metazoa; Arthropoda; Insecta; Hymenoptera; Formicidae. The transcript is spliced from 4 exons. The record is from RefSeq and is a predicted model, not a curated record. Gene Ontology annotation, biological process: lysosome localization. Gene Ontology annotation, cellular component: BORC complex. The coding region runs from base 149 to 976 and encodes 275 amino acids.